CUGUCAAAAGGAUCGUUUGAGGCCAGACUGAAUCUCCUUGGAACACAAAAUCAAUGUUACAACAUACGUCCUUACGGAAUAGAAUAACAAAGUUAGAGAUACGAAUUUACCUCCAAUGUUGAGGGUCAAACACGAAAUCUUGAGGGCUUAAUCUUAAAGAACAUUUGAAUGUAACCAAUAAUCUCGAGAGUUGUCUUUAAAGUUGAAAGUUCGUCUCGGAAAACGGUUAAGUAUGACCAUUAAAGCCAGAGAAAUAAUAAGGGUAGGCCUCAAAAACAGAUGAACUUAACCAUUAGAGUAAAAUGUUAUCCGCAAGGACAAAACUCUGCUCGAAAUGUUACGCUGCCGAGUCGCCAUGCUCUCGAUGCGUUUCCCCGAAUUAUCAAUGUCGUCAAUCUCACCGGGCGCGCAUUUCGCAAGGUACCCAGUCCCAAAGAGAUGGAUGCCCAGUGAUUUGGAAGUCAACAAGUUCGAAGGAAACAUGCUCACCACCUGAGAUAUUCCGGUGCUUGCUUGACACCCUGUCUGAAAAGCGAGAUACUCCGUGGCAGCAGCCCAAUAGUUUUCAAAAUCACGGUUACGAAGGUUUUCCCCGACGCCAGGAAGGUUCUUGACCACCUCGAUGCCGAGUGACUCCAAGUGCAGAUAGGUAUAAUUUUGUACAUGAUAAUUCUCUGGUAUUUCAGCGAUUCGGAAACACCGUGAAAAUUCAGUUCGUAACCACGAGCUUUUUUUCCCCGAGUCGAUUUCCCCCUGACAUGAUUGUAAACAUGGACGUAACGCGGCUAUCUACUUAUCGGCACGUUUCAAGAGUCCCAGAUGCGAAGACUGGCGAUAAAAUCAAAGCACUCAGGAAUUUAGAGGGCCACUAAAUCCCCACUUGCUGGAAUUUCACUCACUAUUACGGACAAAGCGGAGCUUUACGCAGAUUUUCGUAGAGUUAGCAAGCUUCGCAAGUCCUGCUGAACGCGUAUUUAACUUUCUGGUUGCAGGAACAAUUGAUUCUCCGAACAUCGCCGGCAGUGUUACUCAAUUACAGAUUUCUCGAUAUUAUCCGCUGCGAAAUUUGAGGUCGGAGCGAAAUGUUGAAACGACGAAGUUUCUACGUUCUGAUCGGCCUCGGAUCUUUUUUCCUGCUGUUUUUGAUGCUUGACGAGAGAUUUGGCAGCCCUUUAGUGUAUCAAAUACAGCCGACGGCUGCUGUUCCACAUACGAAGCAAAAGAAAAUCGCACCAAAAGAGAAGCUUGCGAAGAUUCAGAAACCAGUCGAGGUACUGUUAUUGCCAGAUACUGCAGGUGUUAAGAAAAAACUUAAACCGACAUCGUCAGAAAAAAUUCUGGAGCAAAUCAUUAGUACGCAACGAAAAUUGAUCAGCAAAGACAUGAAGGGCUACGAAUAUCCCGAUGGAAAAUAUAACAUAAGUGCCAGUAAGCUCGAGGAUUUGGUGAUGGAAAAACAUGGAAGACCGGUCAGAAGUUUGAUCGUGACAACAUGGCGAAGCGGAAGCACAUUUUUUGGCGACAUUCUUAACGCACAUCCGGCAAAUUAUUACCACUACGAACCGCUGCUGGCUUUCGAUAUCGUUCAAGUCCGAGGUCCUCCCUUGUCUUCGAAGGCUUUGAAGUGGGUCAAGGAUUUGCUCAACUGCGAAUACGAAGACCUAGGUGAAUAUAUCGACUACGGAAAACCACAUCCGUGGGUUUUCAAUCACAAUACGAAUUUGUGGAAGCAGUGUGAACGUCACAAAGGGGUCUGCUAUGACUACAAAUUUCUCAGCUCGAUGUGCAAGCUCUUUCCAUUCCAAUCGAUGAAACUUGUACGACUGAGGUUACGAAUCGCACAGGAGCUUCUUGCGGAUGAAAAAUUAGCUGUACGGAUGGUGUUGUUGGUCAGAGAUCCUCGAGGGAUUCUUCAGUCGAGAAAACAUCGAGACUGGUGUCCUUCGAGUCCUGAUUGUUUCGAUCCAGCUUUGACGUGCGCGGAUCUUGUCUCAGAUUACAAAGUUGCUGUUGAACUACUAAAAAAGUACCCAACCAGAUUCAAGGUGAUACGAUACGAAGAUCUUUCCCUGGAUCCGUACAAACACGUUGAAGAACUUUACAAGUUUUAUGGACUCAACCUUCACCCGAGAAUGAAAAAAUUUCUCGAUUCUCAUACCAAAGCCAGCAAGGGUGGAGUAUCGAGUACAUUCCGAAAUUCAGCGAUUGCUCCGUUUCAUUGGAGAACGGAAUUGGAAUUCGCGGAAGUAGAAGAAAUACAAGAAUACUGCACCACCGCAAUGAAAUACUGGGGUUAUGUUCCGGCAAUGAACGCUACUCAUCAGAAGGAAUUCAACCCUGUUACAAACUACGCGUUGAAAUAGUAGCUCGUUUUAUUUUUUUCCCUUUUUUUAGUAGAAGGGAUUUCGAAAAUAUCGACAGACUCCAAUUUCUAACGGACAUUCGAAGGGAUCUUCAAUGAAAAAGUGUUUUAAACCGAUUGGAUCUAAUUGUAAGAUAAAAACAAACUCAAAUAUUAAUUUAUUUUAAUUUAUAAUUUAUUCAAUGUUAUCUAUUUAUGUCCACAAAAUUUGUUUCGAAACCAAAUUUAUUGUGAUCUAUGAUCGGUCUAUAUUCGAUUUUACAGAUCUCGUUUUUGAUAAAUAAGGUUUUCCCCAGAACAUUCCAAAUAAGUUUACAUUAUUGUAUAUGAUUCAGUUUGAAAAGUCUAAUGGAAAACUUGCACUUUCAAGGACGGUUGAAAAUAUGGAAAAAACCAUCCUUAUACCUAAAUUGUCCAGUCUUAGAAUGACAUUGAUUCUCCCCACCAGUAGAAAUUUCAUUAUUAUUAUUUUUAUGAUGAUUGAUAAGAGGAGACCUCGCGUUCUGCAAACUGUAAUUAUUAUUCAGUCUAAGCUCUGCCGGCCAUAAUACAGAAGUAUCAGUUGAUAUUCGCUUGAUGAAAACUUCACGGUGUAGCUGUAAAUCGAAAAUACCUAUUUUUAUAAAGCAGUUUGUCCGAAGACACGUGGAGGUUGAUAAAAAUUAAUUACUAGUUGUGAAUGCAAGUGUUUCAUAAUUUUAUUCUCAUUUAGCACAGUGACAUUUGAAUAAGCCUGCAUGGAUCAUCGACUUUUUUGAUUUCGUCUAAACAUUUAACACUAGGUAUCGAAAUUUGUGCAUGUGUAACAAUAAUUCUGUCUGUAAUGAAUUAAGUUCGUGAAGCGUUUUCGGGGAAAAUAACUGCAUCGUUUUUUGUUGUUGUCGGUGUCUUCGAUUAAGGUAAAGCACAAAAUAAAAUUUUUACACAGUU
This is a messenger RNA of Neodiprion fabricii, 3292 nucleotides long. RefSeq names its product carbohydrate sulfotransferase 5-like. The transcript is spliced from 9 exons. Gene Ontology annotation, molecular function: N-acetylglucosamine 6-O-sulfotransferase activity. Gene Ontology annotation, biological process: N-acetylglucosamine metabolic process; sulfur compound metabolic process. NCBI's taxonomy places the organism in Eukaryota, Metazoa, Arthropoda, Insecta, Hymenoptera, Diprionidae. Bases 1083 to 2363 code for a protein of 426 amino acids. The record is from RefSeq and is a predicted model, not a curated record.